CAUAACACCAUUUUAUAUACAAAUGAGGAUUUAACAAUAUUGUUAUUGAUAUGCUAUUGCCCAGGAUGCUCGUACACCCUUUUAUUUCUGUCUAUUAAGAAUUCUGUGUGACGGAUAAUUUUGCCCCAUCACAAAGUCCCCAAAUCCAUGCUCUUAUACCAGUGCAGAUAUGAUGCCAUCAUGGUCUGACUCCACCUUCGAACUAUAAGUAUAAAGAAGGUAGAAUCUGUUUCUCUGCCUCUCGUUCCCUCCCUUCUCAGCUCCGGCCAGUGUCGGGAGCCGGAGAGAUCUAAUAUCGCGUUUGGACACAGAGGACCUCAGUGUGCAGAGCUCCAGAGAGACGAUGGCUUCAGCCGGCCUGGAAAUCCUGGGCAUGAUUCUGUCUGUGGCAGGCUGGUUGGGCGCAAUGGUGGCCUGCUGCCUGCCCAUGUGGCGCGUGGCGGCGUACGUUGGUCAGAACAUCGUGAUCACACAGGUGGUGUGGGAGGGCCUGUGGAUGAGCUGUGUGGUACAGAGCACAGGCCAGAUGCAUUGCCAGAUCUACGAUUCCAUGUUAGCGUUGCCCAAUGACCUGCAAGCGGCACGAGCUCUGGUUGUCAUCGCUGUCUUCUUUGGCGUGGUGGGCAUGACUCUGGCCGUAGCAGGUGCCAAAUGCACCAACUGUACAUCGGAUGUGUCCAGCAAGCCUCGCAUCAUGCUGGGUGCUGGUGUGGCGUUCUGCAGCUCCGGGCUCUUAUUGCUUGUGGCUGUGUGCUGGUCAGCUUACACCAUUGUCCUGGACUUCCAUGACCCAAUGCUACAAGACACGCAGAAGAGAGAGUUCGGGAACUCAUUGUAUUUCGGCUGGGGUGCCUGCUGCCUGCUCAUCCUAGGGGGAGCCAUACUUUCCUGUUCGUGUACUUCCAGAGCACCCAAGGAUCCUGCGUCUCAAAGAGCACACUACUCAUCGGUGAAAUCAGUGGCUUCUAAUGGAUACUGCAGAAGGGACUAUGUUUGAGUGGUGUAGGUUGGUGAACGAGCGUUUGUCUAGUGACAAUUAAACCUGAAUUUAACUCACCAGGACAAACACCAGAGAGAUUGGCUGCUAUAGGAUUGAACUAUGGCAUUCACUUAAUUCAGUCAACAACAGUAGGCUAAUGAUUUGUUCUUCCACCUGUAGAUUUGAAAUAGAUCUUUUACUGUAUAAUAAACUUCGUGUUACAGCCAGAUUUUGAGACACGAUGAGAUCUCUUUCCAACUGAACAAUGCUGACUAAAAAUUUUCCAACAUGUCUAAAUAUCUUGCGAUUUAUUUGUAUUUCGUUAAAUUUCAGGCCGAAAUUUUCCGAGUUUACGUGGUUACGGCAGACGUACGCUGCGAGGCUUAGUAAUGAAACAUUUUCUGAAGGUAAUAAAGUUCUUAUCUCAAGUCAGUCAGCACAAAAAGGUUUCGUGCGACAUUUCACUUUUCCACUUCUACUUCUAAAUGGAUGAACAUUCCCAGAAACCCGAGACUUUGCGAAGGUAAGCUGGAUGAGCUGAAAUAAGAAAUUCUUAGCCCAAAGUGCUCUAUAUCAUUUGAAAUCUAACCAGCUCUUCA
This is a messenger RNA of Tachysurus fulvidraco (yellow catfish), 1578 nucleotides long. RefSeq names its product claudin-4. The coding region runs from base 344 to 997 and encodes 217 amino acids. NCBI's taxonomy places the organism in Eukaryota, Metazoa, Chordata, Actinopteri, Siluriformes, Bagridae. Gene Ontology annotation, cellular component: bicellular tight junction; plasma membrane. The record is from RefSeq and is a predicted model, not a curated record. Gene Ontology annotation, biological process: bicellular tight junction assembly; cell adhesion. Gene Ontology annotation, molecular function: structural molecule activity. The transcript has a single exon.